GUGGGUAUGUUUUUCCUUUCCUUUCCCAUUCCCUUUCCCCCAAAAAACCACCUCAUAUCCCGUCGUUUCCGUUAUUUUCCUACCAUCCAAACAGGCGCUUCUCCUAAUUAUGAAGCACGACCGUUUGCUUUGGCCGACAGACAGCGGCGCCACUCUAUAGCCUUCUCUGCUAAGUGGUCGCUCGCAAGAAGCCUGCUUCCCCUAGCUAGAUCCCUCCCUACUCCCUACUCCCUAUUCUUUCAGACCCCAACUUCCUACGCAGAUCAAUUCUAGCCCAAAUUCUCUACGGGUCUUCUAUUUCUAUAUCUAUUUUAGUAUUUUCCGGGUAGAAAAUUUUCAUUUUCUGGGAUUUGAUUUUUGGUUUUCGGGCCCUCAUCUAUCAAGUUCGCGGUUCCGGCUGGCGGUUGUGGAAAUUUGGGAAAUCUCUCAGAUCUCUCUAGCGAGUGGGCGUCGCUGUAGAUUUAGCUUGGUUUGUGGGACCAGUUGAAGAAGGAGAAUGAGACGAAGAGCUCCGGAUUUCCGCCGGCCGCCCAGGCGGAGAGUUUCGAACGUUUUCUGGUUGACUCUAUGUGGCUUCGUGGUUUUUCUCUUCAUCGUUCUAUUUAGCCGAGAAAGCCAGCCGGUGUCAAGGCCGGCGUUAACUAAGAGAUCUUACAGACAUGACAAAAUCAUGGAAGGUCUGAACAUUACUGAGGAAAUGCUGAGCCCCAACUCAGUCACAAGACAAAUUAGCGAUCAAAUUUUUCUAGCUAAAGCUUUUGUUGUGAUUGCCAAAGAAAGCAACAACCUCCAAUUUGCAUGGGAGUUGAGUGCACAGAUCCGCAACUCACAGAUUCUCCUUUCAAAUGCUGCAAUUAGGCGAACUCCCCUGACAACAAGUGAAUCAGAAACUGCUGUCCGUGAUAUGGCGCUUCUGCUGUUUCAAGCCCAACAAUUUCAUUAUGACAGUGCAACCAUGAUCAUGAGACUGAAAGCCAAAAUCCAGUCUCUUGAAGAACAGAUGAAUACUGUGAGUGAGAAAAGUUCGAAGUAUGGACAAAUAGCAGCAGAAGAGGUGCCAAAAAGUCUGUACUGUCUUGGUGUUAGGUUAACUACUGAAUGGUUUGGUAACCCAAAUUUACAAUGGAGCAAAGAGAGAAAGCAAAAAGCCAUGAAGCAAAUAGAUAACAGUCUCUUUCAUUUCUGUGUUUUCUCUGACAACAUCCUUGCAACUUCAGUCGUGGUCAAUUCAACUGCUAUGAAUUCCAAACAUCCUGAAAGGAUUGUGUUCCACCUUGUAACUGAUGAGGUUAACUAUGCUGCAAUGAAAGCCUGGUUUUCUAUGAACAGUUUCCAGGGAGUGACUGUUGAUGUUCAAAAGAUUGAAGACUUUAACUGGCUAAAUGCUAGUUAUGUCCCAGUUCUUAAGCAGCUUCAAGACUCCGAGACUCAGAAUUACUAUUUCUCUGGCAACAGUGAUAAUGGCCGUACACCGAUCAAGUUCAGGAAUCCCAAGUAUUUAUCUAUGCUUAACCAUCUUAGGUUCUAUAUUCCCGAAGUUUAUCCAGCGCUGAAGAAAGUAGUAUUUCUCGAUGAUGACGUUGUGGUUCAGAGGGAUCUGUCAGCUUUAUUCUCCACUGAUUUGAAUGGCAAUGUUAUAGGAGCAGUGGAGACAUGCAUGGAGACAUUUCACAGAUACCAUAAAUACUUGAAUUACUCUCAUCCCCUUAUACGAGCACACUUUGAUCCUGAUGCAUGUGGGUGGGCAUUUGGGAUGAAUAUUUUUGAUUUGGUUGAAUGGAGAAAGAGGAACGUAACUGGAAUCUAUCACUAUUGGCAAGAAAAGAAUGUGGACCGGACUUUGUGGAAGCUAGGGACAUUACCACCUGGUCUAUUGACUUUCUAUGGGUUGACACAGCCACUGGAUCCUGCGUGGCAUGUAUUGGGGUUGGGCUACACAAAUGUUGAUCCUCGAUUGAUAGAGAAGGGGGCUGUGCUGCACUAUAAUGGGAACUCAAAGCCUUGGUUGAAGAUUGGCAUGGAGAAGUACAAACCACUUUGGGACAAGUAUGUUGAUUAUAGCCAUCCUAUGUUGCAGCAGUGCAAUGUUCAUUGAUUUUAGGCACAGAUUUAUCAAUUUUUUUUUUUUAUCUGGACAGAUUAGUGCAUAGAACUCAGAUUUUUUAUAAUAUCAGGAACAUCUGUACAAUAUUUUUGAGAUCAAGCAACACUGGGUGUAGGACACGUUUUAGGGCGUAUUUAAUUAUGUUCUUUCCAUUUGCGGUUUA
This is a messenger RNA of Malania oleifera, 2267 nucleotides long. RefSeq names its product probable galacturonosyltransferase 10. The record is from RefSeq and is a predicted model, not a curated record. The coding region runs from base 497 to 2095 and encodes 532 amino acids. The transcript is spliced from 3 exons. Lineage: Eukaryota; Viridiplantae; Streptophyta; Magnoliopsida; Santalales; Ximeniaceae. Gene Ontology annotation, molecular function: polygalacturonate 4-alpha-galacturonosyltransferase activity.